Messenger RNA from Aspergillus welwitschiae, 621 nucleotides. RefSeq lists its product as uncharacterized. The record is from RefSeq and is a predicted model, not a curated record. The transcript has 4 exons. The coding region runs from base 1 to 621 and encodes 206 amino acids. Lineage: Eukaryota; Fungi; Ascomycota; Eurotiomycetes; Eurotiales; Aspergillaceae.
AUGCUCGCCAAGAAUGCAUCUGCUACCGGAGAUAGACAUAUCUUUCUAAACCCGGGGGGACCUGGAGCCAGUGGAGUGGGCUUUCUUCGUGGAUCUGCAUAUGACCUAAAUAAACUCAUCGGGGAAGGUUUCCACUUACUGAGCUUUGAUCCUCGUGGCGUAAGUGGAUCGAUACCGAAAGCUGUUUGCUAUCCAAGCAACUCCGAACGCGCUGCCGCGUUUGCCAGCACCCCUUGGGACCUUAAGUUUCAAGCUGGUGAGAUGUACACUAGAGCCGAGAAUAAGGUAAAGGCCUGUGAAGACAUGAUGGGCGAGCAUGGAAAAUACAUCAGCACCCUGCAGAUAGCUGCUGAUAUGAACUCUAUCCUCGACGCGAUAGGGCAGCAGCAGAUAUGGAACUACACUCGGUCAGACAUAUACGCAAUGUUCCCAGAGCGGGUCUCCCGAAUGGUGCUGGACGGCGUGAGCAAUCUGGAUGAAUGGUGCGGCAUUGAUGCUGAGUAUUACCCGUCUGCUCGGGGAUCUGCAGUGUCUACAUUGAGUGUCGAAGAGGAGGAUUUGCUCAGUAGUCUUCAUGCGUUGGCAACAAAAGAUGUCUUCCUUGUUAGAAGCCAGGUGUAA